AUGACCUUCGCCGAGGGUCUGGCAAAACUAAACGAAGCGCUCACGCCAGAGGAGAGAAACAAAAUCAUGGGACAUCGAAAGGGAGAUUCGAGCACUUACUUGCAAUAUUACAUGUCGAACUUCAUUGACGGCUACCGCAGCCGAGAACUCGCCGAAGGCACCGAAAUGCAGAAGCGAUACGACCGCUACAGCAAGAAGAUUAAUAACCUGCGCAGGGUCUUGAAGGCGUCUCGACUGCAAAAAGCCAUUCAAGACUUUCACACUAAUGUCCAUGUGGACGAGGUUAACCGACAGAAGCCCUUGUCGUGGGACAGAGAAAAGAGGCCGCAAACAAGCGGUCACGAGGCGUCUUCGCUCUACCGCGCGCAAGGAACCUAUGAAAAUGGCGGUAAGGCCAAUAUUCCGGAACUGGAAUCACCUGGAAACCAAUUCUUGCAGACGCAGAACACUUCGCAAACCAUGCGUCCCGACAUGGGCUUGAUUUACCACCGAGUAUACUAA
Hirsutella rhossiliensis is the source of this 501-nucleotide messenger RNA. RefSeq lists its product as uncharacterized. The record is from RefSeq and is a predicted model, not a curated record. Lineage: Eukaryota; Fungi; Ascomycota; Sordariomycetes; Hypocreales; Ophiocordycipitaceae. The coding region runs from base 1 to 501 and encodes 166 amino acids. The transcript has 4 exons.